This is a messenger RNA of Pseudonaja textilis, 2977 nucleotides long. RefSeq lists its product as uncharacterized. Gene Ontology annotation, biological process: regulation of DNA-templated transcription. The record is from RefSeq and is a predicted model, not a curated record. Lineage: Eukaryota; Metazoa; Chordata; Lepidosauria; Squamata; Elapidae.
GAGUGGAUUCAGAAUAGAGCUGGAAGGGACCUUGGAGAUCUUGUAGUCCAGCCCUCUGUUCAAGCAGGAGACCCUAUAGACAAGUGGCUGUUUAGGAUCUUCUUAAAGAGCUCCAGUGAUGAAGCAUCCACAACUUCUGGAGGCAAGUCGUUCCACUGGUUAAUUGUUCUCAUUGUCAGGUAGUGUCUCCUUAAUUCCAGGUAGCUUCUCUCCUUGAUUCUCACAGUUUGCUUUCGAUUUGUCUGCAACUGCACGUAGGGGUUACCCCCACUAAGCUGUGAAGGGAUCAGUGGGUUGCAGAUGGUGGCAGACAGUUGUGUAGUCAGGGGAUGCGCAUCUUGCGUGCAGAUCGGAUAAUCCGACUUCCCGCUGGAAGGCAAGGAACAUUCAAAUGGCAAAAUGGACCAGCCGGAAGAGAGGCUGUCCCACAAAGUGAGGCGGUAUCAACAUUUGUACCACGAGACGGAUAGAGACUACAAGGACCAGGAGGCGACAGCCCAUUCGGGGAGGGAAAUUGGAAGAACUCUGGAGGAAGAUCCAGACCGAGAAAAGUGGAAGCAACUGCGGGACAACUUCGUCAGGCUGACAAAAAGAAUGAAAACGAAGAACAGGGACCCUGGAUUGCCAGCCCAUUCUAUAAUGCUGUCCUGGCUGGAAGGAUUGAUAAAACACUGGGAAACCCAAGCGAAUGUCAACGGGGCUUCAGGGAAGCCAGAGGAUGUCACGACAGGUCAUCUAGAGCAAGACUCCUUGGAUUCAGCCUUGAAUAUGGACGAAAUCUCAUUCACGUCACACCCUGCAUCCAGGCACUCGGGUUCCUCCUCAUUGAACAGUAGUGAUGAGGACGAGGAGAGUUCAACCAGUAUGUUCACUGGGUCGCCCAUAAAACCACCAGUUCCCCAAUCAAGAAAGAGGAGGAAGAUGAUGCGAAAGGACAAGAUACUGGACACUUUGGUCACUCUAUGCCGGGAGCAACUUCAUACUGCAAUGCUGUCGCCACGGAGCCCCAAUAAUAACAGCUGUCGCAAUGACGAAUACGCAACUUUUGCCCUGGCUGUUGCAGACUCUUUGCGGAAACUUCCACCAGAACGUGUGGAAGCCACAAAAUCCCAGCUCUUCAUUGUGCUUGCUGACGCGCAUUCCCAAGCGACAAAAUCCAGCGGUCCUGGGGAUGCAGAUGCCACGGAGCUUCUUCAGGCAUCCUUGGAACCAGGGAGUUUCUCUAGUGACCGAGGAAUGACUGCUAGGCCACUCAGCCAGGAGCUUCUGAGUUUUGAAGAUGUGGCCGUGCGUUUUAGUGACGAGGAAUGGAUGCUGCUGGAUGCAGGACAGCAGGACCUGUACCGUGAGGUCAUGGCAGAAAAUUCUGGGAUGGUGGCCUCUCUAAUCCAGGAGCUUCAGCCAGAAAUAAGUCCCGAGGACCAGAGGGCAGGAGCAACUGAUCAACUUGAGCAGAAAGCAGAAGACGGAGAAGGGAAAAGCCGCCUCCUUUUCCAGCGCCCCACUGAAAGCGAGCUAAAGACUUGGCGCAGCGUGGAGCAGAGUGCGGCCGCUGGGCCCGAGCAGGAGUGCCAGUAUUCCUUGAAGUUGAUGGCGUUUUCUCCCCCAUCCUUGGAAUUUAGAGAACCCCCCAAAUGUUUGGAAGCCGGAGCUGAUGAAGCGGGUGUGCUACAGACCCGUUUCGGCUUUAGCGGGGAAAUCUUCCCCAGCUUCGCUGACCCCGUGAAUGUAAACACGGAGCUUGGGCUUGAAGAGGAGAGCCUGAACGGGGAGGCCCAAGGCAGACUGGAAGAAAAAGUAAGGAAGCCUCUGGCAGACAUCAAUUCCUCCACACCGAUGCAGGAACCAUCGGGCAGAGUGAAGAUGCUACAUAGGAUGGAGGCCACCCAAGAAGCUGACUCCCUGGGAAAGGCCUAUCAGGGGCCAGGUUCAGGAUCAGGUAACUCAACGCUGGAAUCUAAGGAUGGUUUUCGGCUAGAAAAGCCGAAGGAGGUAAAUCCCAACGGGAAGUUAUUGGAAAGAGCCCUGGGGAAAUUCACCCAAGAGCCGAACGCUCAGGAGGGUCUCAAAAGUAAGCAGGAUAUGGACAGCUUACCGGAUACAAAGUCUGACUUAGCCUCGUUUUGUGACGAGGUGUCUACCAAUGGACCCGUGAAAACCCUCCAAGGAAGAGAGGCCAGUUUUGAUCUCUCUGGAAAUCUUCAGCUGAGAACCGAUCGUUCCGAGAAUCACGACCCGCCGAUGGCAACCGAACGGAUCUAUACAUGCUCCUAUUGUGGGAAGUGCUUUGAGGAGAGUUUAGACUUGGUGGCCCACGAGAGAGCCCACAUAAGAGAGAAGAUUUACCGGUGCUCCCAGUGCGAGAAACGAUUCUCUCACCAGAUCGACCUUCUGACUCACAAGAGGAACCACCAGGAGGAGAAGCCGCACCAGUGCGAACGGGACUGCGCCAAAUGCCACAGGCAGAGGACUUUCCCAAAGGUGACUCGGAGAGCGCGGCCCGGGGAGCAGGCCUGUCAGUGCCCAGUUUGCGGGGAACGUUUCAGCUGGAAAUCCAACCUCAUCAGACACCGGAGGAUCCACACAGGAGAGAAACCCUAUCGGUGCGCGGAGUGUGGGAAAAGCUACACCCGUAAGACGGCCCUCGACAGACAUAAAAGGACCCACGGGGAGAAGGCUUGUGAGGUCGGCACUCCGAGCAUGGCGCAAGCCUCAGUGCUGGUCCUCCUUGUUUGAAUCACGUGAGGUUGGCGAGAAAUGUAUUGUGUUAACGUAUUAAACGCAGAAGGAAGUUCACUUAGCUAAAUAAAUUGGGAUCAGAAAAUUCAUCGUUAAGUGGUGCGAUUGUUAAAUGAGGCUUCAAGUGACCCUGUCUAAUUUUAUGACCUUUUUUUUUUUUUUGCCAUGGUCAUUCAGUGAAACACACAACCUGUCAGGAUUCCAGCAAUCGCUCUAAUGAAAUCAGGAUUCUCGAGCC